Molecule: messenger RNA, 354 nt
Organism: Penicillium oxalicum
Lineage: Eukaryota; Fungi; Ascomycota; Eurotiomycetes; Eurotiales; Aspergillaceae
Exons: 1
Coding region: 1-354 (117 amino acids)
Source: RefSeq, a predicted model, not a curated record
AUGGAUUCCUAUGAGUUUCCCAGUGUUUGUUCGUCUUUUUGUUCGUGUGUUUGUUUUUUGUUUGUUCUUCUGUCUCAUGUCGAUUAUCUCAUUGAACUCUGUGACAACGUGGCAGAGGUGUACAAGGGCUCUAUUUUCGCGGUGGGUUCCCACGAAAACCAGAACGAGCCACCUGCACUGCCACCUUGUGCCGGAGAUGGGAUCUCGCAGCUUGAAAAAUUGCCGGUCGUCUUGAAUGUACUGCACUGGUUUUCUGCAUGGUGGGAUUCUGCAAAGAAAAUCGAAUGUGGGUACGAGAAGCUUCGUGGUCUCCAGUUUUGGAGUGCAUCCGUGUCAUCAACCUGGUCAUCUUGA